Molecule: messenger RNA, 2595 nt
Organism: Puma concolor (puma)
Lineage: Eukaryota; Metazoa; Chordata; Mammalia; Carnivora; Felidae
Gene: RAPGEF4
Product: Rap guanine nucleotide exchange factor 4
Biological process (GO): Ras protein signal transduction
Cellular component (GO): plasma membrane
Molecular function (GO): guanyl-nucleotide exchange factor activity
Source: RefSeq, a predicted model, not a curated record
CAGAAAUAUCGACAGUACAUGGCAGGACUGCUGGCUCCUCCUUAUGGUGUUAUGGAAACGGGCUCUAACAAUGACAGGAUUCCUGACAAGGAGAACACACCUCUCAUUGAACCUCACGUUCCUCUUCGUCCUGCUAACACCAUUACCAAGGUUCCUUCAGAGAAGAUCCUCAGGGCUGGAAAAAUUUUACGAAAUGCCAUUCUCUCUCGAGCACCUCACAUGAUAAGAGAUAGAAAAUACCACCUAAAGACAUACAGGCAAUGCUGUGUGGGAACCGAGCUGGUGGACUGGAUGCUGCAGCAGACUCCCUGUGUCCACUCCCGAACUCAGGCUGUUGGCAUGUGGCAAGUGCUGGUAGAAGACGGCGUUCUCAACCACGUGGACCAGGAACACCAUUUCCAAGACAAAUAUUUAUUUUAUCGAUUUCUGGAUGAUGAGCACGAGGAUGCCCCUUUGCCUACUGAGGAGGAGAAGAAGGAGUGUGAUGAAGAGCUGCAGGACACCAUGCUGCUGCUGUCGCAGAUGGGCCCGGACGCCCACAUGAGGAUGACCCUCCGCAAACCACCUGGCCAGAGGACCGUGGAUGACCUAGAGAUUAUCUAUGAAGAGCUCAUUCACAUUAAGGCCUUAUCCCAUCUUUCUACAACAGUGAAACGAGAGUUAGCAGGUGUUCUCAUUUUUGAGUCUCAUGCCAAAGGAGGAACCGUGUUGUUUAACCAGGGGGAAGAAGGCACCUCCUGGUACAUUAUUCUAAAAGGAUCAGUGAAUGUAGUCAUUUAUGGCAAGGGUGUGGUCUGUACCCUGCAUGAGGGGGAUGACUUUGGCAAGUUAGCACUAGUGAACGAUGCCCCAAGAGCUGCUUCUAUCGUCUUGCGAGAAGAUAAUUGCCAUUUCUUAAGAGUGGACAAGGAGGAUUUCAACCGGAUCCUGAGGGACGUUGAGGCGAAUACAGUCAGACUUAAAGAACAUGACCAAGAUGUCUUGGUGCUGGAGAAGGUCCCAGCAGGGAACAGGGCUUCUAAUCAAGGAAACUCACAGCCUCAGCAAAAGUAUACUGUGAUGUCAGGAACACCUGAAAAAAUUUUAGAGCAUUUUCUAGAAACAAUACGCCUUGAGCCAGCUUUAAAUGAAGCAACAGAUUCCAUUUUAAAUGACUUUGUUAUGAUGCACUGUGUUUUCAUGCCAAAUACCCAGCUUUGCCCAGCCCUGGUGGCCCAUUACCACGCACAGCCUUCACAAGGCACGGAGCAGGAGAAAACAGACUACACCCUCAACAAUAAGAGGCGAGUCAUCCGCCUAGUGCUGCAGUGGGCCGCCGUGCACGGGGACGUGCUACAAGAGGAUGAUGUGGCCGUGGCUUUCCUCGAGGAGUUUUAUGUGUCUGUAUCAGAUGAUGCCCGGAUGAUUGCUGCCCUCAAGGAGCAACUGCCUGAGUUAGAGAAGAUUGUCAAACAAAUUUCAGAAGAUGCAAAGGCUCCACAAAAGAAGCACAAAGUUCUUUUGCAACAGUUCAACACAGGCGAUGAGAGAGCCCAGAAGCGCCAGCCUGUCCGCGGCUCUGAUGAAGUUCUGUUUAAAGUCUAUUGCAUGGACCACACCUACACAACCAUUCGGGUGCCGGUGGCCGCCUCGGUGAAGGAAGUCAUCAGCGCAGUUGCUGACAAACUAGGCUCUGGAGAAGGCCUGAUCAUCGUCAAGAUGAGCUCUGGAGGAGAAAAGGUGGUGCUCAAACCUAAUGAUGUUUCAGUAUUUACGACGCUCACCAUUAAUGGACGCCUAUUUGCUUGCCCGCGAGAGCAAUUCGAUUCACUGACUCCCUUGCCAGAGCAGGAAGGCCCAACUGUUGGAACAAUGGGAACUUUUGAACUGAUGAGCUCCAAAGAUUUAGCAUACCAGAUGACAAUUUAUGAUUGGGAACUCUUCAACUGUGUGCAUGAGCUGGAGCUAAUCUAUCACACAUUUGGAAGGCAUAAUUUUAAAAAGACCACAGCAAACUUGGAUUUGUUCCUGAGGAGAUUUAAUGAAAUUCAGUUUUGGGUUGUCACUGAGAUUUGCCUUUGUUCUCAGCCCAGCAAGCGUGUUCAGCUCUUAAAAAAAUUUAUUAAGAUAGCAGCCCACUGUAAGGAGUACAAAAAUCUGAAUUCCUUUUUUGCCAUCGUCAUGGGGCUAAGUAAUGUUGCUGUAAGCCGCUUGGCACUCACGUGGGAGAAACUGCCAAGCAAGUUCAAGAAGUUCUAUGCGGAGUUUGAAAGUUUAAUGGAUCCUUCUAGAAACCACAGGGCCUACAGGCUGACAGUAGCUAAGCUGGAGCCUCCUCUCAUCCCCUUCAUGCCUUUGCUCAUUAAAGAUAUGACAUUUACUCAUGAGGGGAACAAGACGUUCAUUGACAAUCUAGUAAACUUUGAAAAAAUGCGCAUGAUUGCGAAUACUGCCAGAACAGUGAGAUACUGCAGGAGCCAGCCCUUCAAUCCUGAUGCAGCUCAAGCUAAUAAGAACCAUCAGGAUGUCCGGAGUUAUGUCCGGCAAUUAAAUGUGAUUGACAACCAGAGAACUUUAUCACAGAUGUCACACAGAUUAGAGCCUCGUCGACCGUAG